Messenger RNA from Aspergillus nidulans FGSC A4, 1524 nucleotides. RefSeq names its product amphiphysin. Gene Ontology annotation, cellular component: cytoplasm; actin cortical patch. Lineage: Eukaryota; Fungi; Ascomycota; Eurotiomycetes; Eurotiales; Aspergillaceae. The record is from RefSeq and is a predicted model, not a curated record. Bases 1 to 1227 code for a protein of 408 amino acids. The transcript is spliced from 3 exons. Gene Ontology annotation, biological process: endocytosis; actin cortical patch localization.
AUGAGUUUAAAGGGCUUCCAGAAGAGCAUUGUCCGCGCCCCGCAAACGUUCAAGGCCAGGUUCAACAUUGGCGACAACACCAAGGAUCCUGUCUACACUGAUGCCGAGCGCCGAUUUCAGGAACUCGAAAAAGAGACAAAGAAACUCCACGAUGAGUCUAAGAAGUACUUCGACGCCGUUAAUGGGAUGCUGGAUCACCAGAUUGAGUUCUCCAAGGCUAUGACAGAGCUUUAUAAACCAAUUUCCGGCCGUGCCUCCGACCCGAGCACUUAUACGAUUGAAGGAAACCCCGAAGGCAUUCGGGCUUGUGAGGAGUAUGAAGUGAUUGUGCAGGAUCUGAAGGAAGCACUAGCACCGGAGCUUGAGAUGAUUGAUUCUCGUGUCGUCAGCCCCGCGCAACAGCUCUUAGAGGUGAUUAAGGCCAUCCGCAAGGUUGCUGUGAAGCGAGACCACAAGAAGCUCGACUACGACCGCCACAGGAACACUCUGAAGAAGCUCCAAGAUAAGAAGGACAAGUCGCUGAAGGAUGAGAAGGCCCUUUACAAAGCCGAGGGGGACGUAGAACAGGCUACUCAGGAGUACAACCUAUACAAUGAUUUGCUGAAGGAUGAGCUGCCGAAACUCUUCGCCCUCGAAGCAGAAUUCAUCCGGCCGCUUUUCCAAUCCUUCUAUUACAUGCAGCUGAAUGUCUUUUACACAUUGCACGAGAAGAUGCAAGGCAUCAACAUUGGUUACUUUGAUCUGACACGCGACAUCGAAGAAGCGUAUGAGGAGAAGCGCGGGGACGUCAAAGAGCGCGCUGAAGAACUCACCAUUGUUCACUUCAAGACCACAGGUGGUCGUCGGCCGGGCUCAAAGCUCACUGGCAAAGAUAAACUAGCUGCGGAGCACAAAGGCCGCUUCGGAUCACGGCCCAGUGACCCCGAUGUUGUCGAAAACCCGCCGCCUCCGUACUCUCCUGGCGCCAGUGGAAGCGCCCUCGCAGCAGCCGCAGCCAAAAAGCCGGCACCCCCACCUCCAAAGCCCAAGCCAUCGCAGUUCCGUGCGCCCGUCGAGACAGUUACGGCGUUGUAUGAUUACGAAGCACAGGCCCACGGUGAUUUGAGCUUCUCGGCCGGAGACGUCAUCGAGAUUGUGCAAAGGACCGAUAACCAAAACGAGUGGUGGACAGGCCGUGUUGACGGACGAGAAGGGCAGUUUCCAGCGAACUACGUCCAGUUGAAUUAGUGAGGAUCAGUGAUAUCUUAGCGGCUUUAAUUCUAUUCUCUGCAAAUUAUAUGUUCGCUUGGAGUCUCAUCAGGCUUUACUCGCAUAAAGAAUUGUUACUCGUUCAUCGCUCUGCACUGCUGUGUCCAGGUGGCAUUAACUGUCGCCGUGUAUAUAUAUACCUUGGGGUUCGAGCAAUGAUUCACGAGCUGCUGUGCUUUGCCAGCGGCGUUGAUUCUUGACCUGAUACCUAUCCUCGAAUGUUCUUGACGUUGUGUACAAAGAUGAACAAAUAGCUUGGACUCGUGCCAAGAUAUC